CAGAUAUUUCGCUGAAUAGAAUUUGUCCGCGUUUUGGCUAUGUUCUUGCAAAGCUUUGCUCUUUCAGGAUUGCACGAGACCACUGUAGUUACAACAACAUAGAUCAUGCACCGAAACACGGCUUCGCCGGAUCGCGGCGCGUUAGGCUCAGGAUCGCACCCACCUCCACCAGUACCUUAGGUAUUACAGCAAAAUGAGGCUAACAUCAACCGUUUCAUCUGAAAAUGAACCCCGACCACACGAUUCGCAUGUAGUCGCUGAUGCUCGGUCAGCUACAGAAUCGGUGGCGCGCGGACGCGGACCCGGGACAACAUCCCCACCACCAAGAGCACCGGCGCAACCCCCGCCCCGGCGCCACCUCAACGUGUGGGUGCUGUGGUUUCUGGUCACGACCCUGCUGUCUAUCGGUGUGUUUGCGAUUCUGAUUUUUUUCGUCGCAGACCAACUGGAGCCGCACGACUUCGUUUUUGUGGUUUUCGUCUCUUGUGUGGAUCUGGUGAUGAUGGGAAUCAUGUUCUACAAAUUCUUCUUCGAGAAGGGGUCCGUGAAAGAAGGGGCUUUGUACGAACAGGAUGCUAGAGACGUCCUACCUGGCCAAGCUCAAGACCACACAGCUGCUUCUCACGACCUUUAUCCCGGAAUGAGGUCAGCAAGCACUGUUCAUGAUGAUGCAGAAUCACCAGAAGUAGACCAGGGAAACAAGAACAGCACGACAGCUGCCGGCGCAGGAGGAUCUUUCCUGGAAGCAGAAACAGCUAUGGAUAUGGUGCGUAGAAAUAGCGACGCGCACAAGCGGAUGAAUUCCGAGCAGCUAGUGCAAGCAGAUCAUACGGGCCAGCAGCCGUCUGGGUCUGCGGAGGUCGUAACAGCCGGCGAAGAAGAUCAUGCCCAUGAUGAAAAACCCUCCUGGCGAGAGAAGUACCUGAUUUUUUGCCAUUUGCUCCUACCGCUGGAGCUGUUCUACGUCUGCGUGUUUUCCUCUUCGUUGGCGCUGAUCGCUUUAGCGGUUUUUCUCCUGGUUGGCAUACACGCGCAAUGGUUUCAUCGUUCCAGGACAAAAAACAUUCCGUAUUUCCGGUUGGGCGAUAAACAGGAUGAGAAUAUUAUGCACCCGAGCCCGAGGAGCCAAGACCAAUCGCCAGAUAAUCCAUCUAGAUCCACAUCCACGAAGAGAGGUCCCUGUGUCAUGGACGAUUUUGGUGCGGCUAUCCCGGCGUGCAUGCGAGGGCCGGUUUUCGACCUCACGUCGUUUUUCGGAUCGAUUACCUUGCUUGGGAUUGGGGCCUACCGGAUCCUGGUGUAUGCAAAGGUCGUUUGACGAUGCUGGCAUAUCGGAAUCGCAAAGGCGUGUUUCCCUUGAUCUUGUGGUCUGCGACGUAAAUAGGCAGCAAAGUAGUAUCUCCAUCCAUUAGCGCCGUUCUAGUAUACUUAGUUCCAGUUGUAAUUUCGAGCUGUGCUUCUGAUGUGGCAAUUAAAAUUAUGUUUCAGUUGUGUACUAUGUUGAAAGUGUCACCUGCUGGGAAGUUUGUAUUCGCCGAUCACAGCAAAGUGUGCUGCAGCAGUUUCUACAAAUCGUGCUGUGGGUGCUUGUACUCAGCAGCGAACAUCCUACAGCGACGUAUUCACACAACGUCGGAAACACUACCCGAGCUAUUUACUUAAGUAUUGUGGACGUUUUGAUUGCAAAAGCGAUCGGAGUAUGCUUUUCUGCUCACUAAAGCGAUACGCUGACAUCAAUAU
Molecule: messenger RNA, 1740 nt
Organism: Amoebophrya sp. A120
Lineage: Eukaryota; Dinophyceae; Syndiniales; Amoebophryaceae
Source: the annotation of a GenBank genome assembly